AUGGUCCCCGGGUCGGAGGGCCCGGCCCGCGCCGGGGGCCUGGUGGCUGACGUAGUGUUCGUCAUCGAGGGCACGGCCAACCUGGGGCCCUACUUCGAGGGACUCCGCAAACACUACCUGCUCCCGGCCAUCGAGUAUUUUAAUGGUGGUCCUCCUGCCGAGACCGACUUCGGGGGAGACUAUGGGGGGACCCAGUACAGCCUCGUCGUAUUCAACACGGUGGACUGUGCUCCCGAGUCCUACGUACAGUGUCACGCUCCUACCAGUAGCGCCUAUGAGUUUGUCACCUGGCUCGAUGGCAUUAAGUUCAUGGGCGGCGGAGGGGAGAGCUGCAGCCUCAUCGCCGAAGGCCUCAGCACCGCCCUGCAGCUCUUCGAUGACUUCAAGAAGAUGCGGGAGCAGAUGUUCCGGAACUCGAGGAUGGUCCAGUUCCACUUCACCAACAAGGACCUGGAGUCCCUCAAAGGCCUGUACCGCAUCAUGGGCAACGGCUUUGCGGGCUGCGUGCACUUCCCCCACACGGCCCCCUGCGAGGUGCGGGUGCUCAUGCUCCUGUACUCGUCCAAGAAGAAGAUCUUCAUGGGCCUCAUCCCCUACGACCAGAGCGGCUUCGUCAACGGCAUUCGCCAGGUCAUCACCAACCACAAGCAGGUCCAGCAGCAGAAGCUGGAGCAGCAGCGAGGGAUGGGGGGACAGCAGGCACCCCCAGGACUGGGUCCCAUGCUAGAGGACCAAGCGAGGCCCACCCAGAAUCUGCUUCAGCUCCGCCCACCACAGUCCCAGCCGCAGAGUGCCGCUCCCCCAGGAGCCCCCCAGGGUCCUCCUGGAGCAGCCCCUGGCCCGCCCCCACCCGGCCAGAUCCUUCGGCCCCAGAACCCUGGAGCCAAUCCCCAGCUUCGAAGCCUUCUCCUGAACCCGGCACCGCCCCAGAGCGGGGUGCCCCCACCUCAGGCCUCCCUGCAUCAUCUCCAACCUCCAGGGGCCCCUGCUUUGCUGCCCCCACCACACCAGGGCCUGGGACAGCCCCAGCUGGGGCCACCCCUCCUGCACCCGCCACCCGCCCAGUCCUGGCCCACUCAGCUGCCCCCACGGGCUCCCCUGCCAGGUCAGAUGCUGCUGAGUGGGGGUCCCCGGGGCCCGGUCCCCCAGCCGGGCCUGCAGCCCAGCGUCAUGGAGGACGACAUCCUCAUGGACCUCAUCUGA
Messenger RNA from Orycteropus afer afer, 1203 nucleotides. The record is from RefSeq and is a predicted model, not a curated record. NCBI's taxonomy places the organism in Eukaryota, Metazoa, Chordata, Mammalia, Tubulidentata, Orycteropodidae.